Molecule: messenger RNA, 1110 nt
Organism: Cyprinus carpio (common carp)
Lineage: Eukaryota; Metazoa; Chordata; Actinopteri; Cypriniformes; Cyprinidae
Product: apolipoprotein A4 b, tandem duplicate 2
Biological process (GO): positive regulation of lipid biosynthetic process; very-low-density lipoprotein particle remodeling; cholesterol efflux
Cellular component (GO): high-density lipoprotein particle; blood microparticle; extracellular region
Molecular function (GO): phosphatidylcholine-sterol O-acyltransferase activator activity; cholesterol binding; phospholipid binding
Source: RefSeq, a predicted model, not a curated record
ACAGCAAUCACCUCCCCACACUAUAUAAAUACAGAUGUGAAACAGCCACCUUCACACUUGUUCUUCAGACAGGACAGCGUCAAUUAAAACACACUGACACAGACUAAAACUGAACACCAUGAAGGUCCUUGUGGUGCUUGCACUUGCUGUAUUUACAGGUUGCCAGGCCAACCUAUUUUAUGCUGAUGAGCCCAAGCCACAGCUGGAGCAGCUGACAGAUGCUUUUUGGAGCUAUGUGGCCAAGGCAACACAAACCGCAGAGGAAACUGUCAAGAUGAUCAGGUCUUCUCAGCUGGGACAGGAAGUCAAUACUAGGCUGACCCAGAGUGCCGAUAUGGCCAGUGAAUAUGCCGUCACCCUCAAGAAACAGAUGGAUCCUCUGACUGAAGAGCUGAUGACCAAAAUCACCAAGGAGGCUGAAGUGUUGAGGGAGCGUCUGGGCCAGGACUUGAUGAAUGUAAGAGACAAACUGGAGCCCUAUGCUGACAACCUCCAGAGCCAGAUCCAGCAGAGAGUGGAGGAGCUCAGGACGGCCAUGGCUCCAUAUGCUGACUCCUUGGAUUCUGAGACCCUGAAGGCCAAUCUGCUCCAGAAGAGUGAGGAGCUGAGAGGAAACCUGGAGCAGAGCGUGAAGGAGCUGCAGGCUCAGCUGGAACCCUACACUGCUGAGAUCAAGGAGAAAGUGGACCAGCAUCUGCAGGAGUUUCAGAAAACCCUGACCCCCCUGACUGAGGACCUCCAGACCCAGAUCAGAGAGAGAGCCCAGAUGGUCCAGAAGAGUCUCACACCCUAUGCUGAAGACCUCAGGGAAAAGCUGGACCCUUACGCACAGGACCUGCAGGCCCAGCUCACCUCCCUGUACGAGUCCUUCACCAAGAGAAAUUAGAUGCCACCAACAGACUUUUAUCAACUGCUGCUAAUGUAAUUAGAUGUUAGAUUCAGUUCAAUGUGAAAGUAUUUUCGUCACUGUCUGUGGUUAACACUAACAACUGCAGCUGACCUUACAGUGACUUGAUGGAAGUAUUUAUUCUCAACCAUGUAACAAAACACUAAUUAUGUAAUGUUUGAAAUGUUUUAAUUUAAACUAAAUAAAUGUUUUGUUAAAUGAAA